AUGAAAUCCUUCUCGGCAACCCUGACAAUCGAACAACAACACAUCCAGCAAUGCGCAUACGCAAUCUUGCAUCUAAUCAGCUUCGACCGCUUAUUGGGGACCGUAAAGCCAGCAUAUGUCUCUGUGUUGGGAUUGCAGGUUCCAGCGAUCUCAGAUCCUCAACUAGACGCAAUUCUUCUUUCCCGGGCUGCGGAGCUAGCUAGUUUGGUCAAGGGUUCAGAAGGGUCGAGGAAGGUGGAAUUGAAGGUUGAAUUCAGCAUACCCACUCAUCCGAAAGCACGCACAAGUGGGGGUGGUGGUGAACAUAAGGGAGCUGGAGAGGCUGGAGGAGGUGGUGUAGGGGGGAUGGCAACCAACGCAGCAUCCUCGAUAAGAGCUUGGGCAACUCCGUGGUUAGCCUCAGCUUUUUCUGGGGGUGUUGGACAACCCGCACACCCAUACACUUGCUCUCCUACACCCAUUCCUGAGGGUAGUGAGGUGUUUGAAUCUUGGUCUAUAACUUUCCAGCCCUCCUCUCCAAAAACACAAGACAGCUCACAAGAAGCGCAAAAAGAACUCGCACGAAUCACAAAUCAAAUCCUAACCUACAUCACCAACCACAACUCUCAUCUGCCAACCACAUCCUCACCCUCACCCUACCCCUUUCACAUCUCGCUUCACACUACACCCUAA
Molecule: messenger RNA, 672 nt
Organism: Ustilago hordei
Lineage: Eukaryota; Fungi; Basidiomycota; Ustilaginomycetes; Ustilaginales; Ustilaginaceae
Exons: 2
Coding region: 1-672 (223 amino acids)
Biological process (GO): autophagosome assembly; autophagy
Cellular component (GO): phagophore assembly site
Source: RefSeq, a predicted model, not a curated record